AUGUCUACCCCUUCCUCAUCCUCAGCCCCUCCCCCACCACCUCGCUGCCCCUCCUGCACCUCCCUCCUAACCACACACGACCCCGCAACCCACGAGAUCCGCACCUGCGCCACAUGCUUUGUGCGACUCCGGUGCACAGAGUCUCUCUGGGGCCGCAUGACGAACGAGGAGAUUACAUUUUUCCCGCGGGUGCUGGAUGAUGAGGAUUUGAAUAGUGAUGGUGAUGGUGAUGGUGAUGGAGAGGUGAAGGAGGAAGAUAUAGUGAUUGAAGACCAGAGGGAGCAGAAGAAAGCGAGAACGGGGACGGGGAUAUUUUCGUGGGUUGUUGGACGGAGGUGA
Messenger RNA from Bipolaris victoriae FI3, 339 nucleotides. RefSeq lists its product as hypothetical. The record is from RefSeq and is a predicted model, not a curated record. The transcript has a single exon. NCBI's taxonomy places the organism in Eukaryota, Fungi, Ascomycota, Dothideomycetes, Pleosporales, Pleosporaceae. Bases 1 to 339 code for a protein of 112 amino acids.